ACGGCGGAAGCAUGGAGGGCGAGAGCACGUCGGCGGUGCUGUCGGGCUUUGUGCUCGGCGCGCUCGCCUUCCAGCACUUCAACACCGACUCGGACACGGAAGGAUUUCUCCUCGGAGAAGUGAAAGGUGAAGCCAAGAAUAGCAUCACUGAUUCCCAAAUGGAUGAUGUUGAAGUCGUUUAUACAAUUGACAUUCAGAAAUAUAUCCCGUGCUAUCAGCUUUUUAGCUUUUACAAUUCUUCUGGUGAAGUAAAUGUACAAGCACUGAAGAACAUACUAUCACGUGCUAAAACGAAUGUAGUUGGUUGGUACAAAUUCCGACGUCAUUCAGACCAGACCAUGACAUUUAGAGAAAGAUUGCUUCACCAAAAUUUGCAGACAUUUAUUUCAACCCAGGAACUUGUUUUUCUACUGUUAACACCAAGUAUUAUAACAGAAAGCUGCUCUACUCAUCAGCUGGAACAUGCCCUAUACAGACUUCAGAAAGGGCUUUUCCACAGGAUCCCAUUGGUGGUGGCCAACCUGGGCAUGUCCGAACAGGUGGGCUAUAAGACGGUGUCAGGCUCCUGCGUGUCCGCGGGUUUCCACCGGGCGGUGACGACACACAGCUCUGCAUUUUUUAAAGAAGAUGGAUCUUUACAGGAGAUACAAAAGAUAAAUGAAAUGUAUGCUUCUUUACAAGAAGAAUUAAAGAGUAUAUGCAUGAAAGUAGAACAAAGUGAGCAAGCAGUGGAGAGACUGCUCAGGGACGUCAACAGAUUAAAAGGGGAAGUGAGAAAGAGAAGACAAGCACAGAGUGAAGAAGGAAAGAAAGCCGUGCAGGACGAGCCCCGGGAGAACGAGUGGCUCUGCCAAGCCCUGCGGACCUUCUUCCCCACCUGCGCGCUUCUGCACUCCUGUGUGGUCUCCCUGCGGGGCCGGCGGCUCUCAGCCAGUGCCUGCACGGCCACCCACCCACUGCCCGUGGCCGACAGCCUGACCCUGAUGGUGGAGUGCCCCGACGUCCCCGAGCUGGGCCCCGAGCCCCGGCCGGCCAAGCGGCCAGCCCGAGAGGCCAGCACCCAGUGGCGAGUGAAGAGGAGCCGGCGAGGCCGAGCGAGCCCCCCGGAUGCCAGCAGCAGCCCCGAGAGCGACGACGGGGACGGGCAGCCUGGCAGGAGCCGCUACCCGCACUCACCCACCUUCUGA
Sorex fumeus (smoky shrew) is the source of this 1187-nucleotide messenger RNA. RefSeq names its product abraxas 1, BRCA1 A complex subunit (gene ABRAXAS1). The record is from RefSeq and is a predicted model, not a curated record. The coding region runs from base 12 to 1187 and encodes 391 amino acids. NCBI's taxonomy places the organism in Eukaryota, Metazoa, Chordata, Mammalia, Eulipotyphla, Soricidae. The transcript is spliced from 9 exons. Gene Ontology annotation, biological process: protein K63-linked deubiquitination; mitotic spindle assembly; attachment of spindle microtubules to kinetochore. Gene Ontology annotation, cellular component: nucleus. Gene Ontology annotation, molecular function: polyubiquitin modification-dependent protein binding; microtubule binding.